AUGGCAAUGUUGCCUCCCCCAGGUCCUCAGAGCUUUGUCUACUUCACAAAACAGUCUCUUGCCCUCAUUGAACAACGUAUUGCAGAAGGAAAAACAAAGGAACCCCAAGAAGAAAAGAAAGACGAUAAUGAAAAUGGCCCAAAGCCAAGCAGUGACUUGGAAGCCGGCAAACAGCUGCCCUUCAUCUAUGGGGACAUCCCCCCAGGCAUGGUGUCAGAGCCCCUAGAGGACCUGGAUCCCUACUACGCAGACAAAAAAACUUUCAUAGUCUUGAACAAAGGGAAAGCAAUCUUCCGUUUCAAUGCCACACCUGCUUUGUACGUGCUCUCUCCCUUCAGUCCUCUAAGAAGAAUAUCUAUUAAGAUUUUAGUGCAUUCUUUAUUCGGCAUGCUUAUCAUGUGCACUAUUCUGACGAACUGCAUAUUUAUGACCUUGAGCAACCCUCCAGAAUGGACCAAGAAUGUAGAGUACACUUUUACUGGGAUAUACACUUUUGAAUCACUUAUAAAAAUCCUUGCAAGAGGCUUCUGUGUGGGACAAUUCACUUUCCUUCGUGACCCAUGGAACUGGCUGGAUUUUAUCGUCAUUGUUUUUGCGUAUUUAACAGAAUUUGUAAACCUAGGCAAUGUUUCAGCUCUUCGAACUUUCAGAGUGUUGAGAGCUUUGAAAACUAUUUCUGUAAUUCCAGGCCUGAAGACCAUCGUGGGGGCCCUGAUCCAGUCAGUGAAGAAGCUCUCAGAUGUCAUGAUCCUGACUGUGUUCUGUCUGAGUGUGUUUGCGCUGAUUGGGCUGCAGCUCUUCAUGGGCAACCUGAAGAACAAGUGUGUGCGGACUUCACUUAUAAGUAACGAAACAGCAAACAUAUUGGAUAACCUUGAUGAAGAACACUAUAGAGAGUAUUUUUAUUACCUGGAGGGAUCGAAAGAUGCUCUCUUGUGUGGUUCCAGCUCAGACGCAGGUCAGUGUCCAGAAGGGUACCAUUGUCAGAAAGGAGGCAGGAACCCAGACUAUGGCUACACGAGCUUUGAUAAUUUUGGCUGGGCCUUCUUAGCCUUGUUUAGACUAAUGACCCAGGAUUACUGGGAAAACCUUUAUCAACAGACACUGCGUGUUGCUGGGAAAACCUACAUGAUCUUCUUUGUCGUGGUGAUUUUCCUGGGCUCCUUUUAUCUAAUAAACUUGAUCCUGGCUGUGGUUGCCAUGGCCUAUGAAGAACAGAACCAGGCAAACAUCGAAGAAGCUAGGCAGAAAGAUUUUGAAUUGCAACAGUUAUUAGAUCGACUUAAAAAAGAGCAAGAAGAAGCUGAGGCAAUAGCAAUGGUAGCAGCCGAAUAUACAAGUAACAGGAGAAGCCAGAUUAUGGGCCUCUCCGAGAGUUCUUCUGAAACAUCUAAACUGAGUUCUAAAAGUGCCAAAGAAAGAAGAAACAGAAGAAAGAAAAAGAAUCAAAAGAAGCUCUCCAGUGGGGAAGAAAAGGGAGAUGAUGAGAAAUUGUCCAAAUCCGGAUCAGAAGAGAGUAUCAGGAGAAAAAGUUUCCACCUUGGUGCUGAAGGUCACAGGCGAGCACGCGAAAAGCGAUUGUCUACCCCUAAUCAGUCACCACUCAGCGUUCGUAGCUCCUUGUUUCCUCAAAGGCGCAGCAGCAGAACAAGUCUUUUCAGUUUCAUAGGUCGAGGAAAAGAUGUUGGAUCUGAGACUGAAUUUGCCGACGAUGAGCACAGCAUUUUCGGAGACAAUGAGAGCAGAAGGGGCUCACUCUUCGUGCCCUACAGACCUCGGGAGCGGAGCAGCAGUAACAUCAGUCAAGCCAGUAGGUCCCCCCCAGUGCUGCCGGUGAACGGGAAGAUGCACAGUGCCGUGGACUGCAAUGGUGUGGUCUCCCUGGUUGAUGGACCCUCAGCCCUCAUGCUCCCCAAUGGACAACUUCUGCCAGAGGUGAUAAUAGAUAAGGCAACUUCUGAUGACAGCGGUGCAACCAGUCAAAUACCCAAAAAGCGACAUUCCAGUUCUUUUCUGUUUCCUGAAGAUAUGCUGAAUGAUCCCCAUGUCAGACAAAGAGCAAUGAGUAGAGCAAGCAUACUGACAAACACCGUAGAAGAACUUGAAGAGUCCAGACAAAAAUGUCCGCCUUGGUGGUACAGAUUUGCACACACAUUCCUGAUCUGGAAUUGCUCUCCAUUUUGGAUAAAAUUUAAAAAGCUUAUGUAUAUUAUUGUAAUGGAUCCUUUUGUAGAUCUUGCUAUUACCAUUUGCAUAGUUUUAAACACACUGUUUAUGGCUAUGGAACAUCAUCCAAUGACUACUGAAUUCAAAACUGUGCUCACUGUGGGAAAUUUGGUCUUUACUGGGAUUUUUGCAGCUGAAAUGGUUUUAAAAUUAAUUGCCAUGGAUCCAUAUAACUAUUUCCAAGUAGGAUGGAAUAUCUUUGACAGCCUUAUUGUGACUUUAAGUUUAGUGGAGCUUUUUCUAUCAGAAGUAGACGGAUUAUCAGUUCUCCGAUCAUUCAGACUGCUCCGAGUUUUCAAAUUGGCAAAAUCCUGGCCCACCCUGAACAUGCUGAUUAAGAUCAUCGGCAAUUCCGUGGGGGCCCUGGGAAACCUCACCUUGGUGCUGGCCAUCAUCGUCUUCAUUUUUGCCGUGGUCGGCAUGCAGCUCUUCGGUAAAAGCUACAAAGAUUGUGUCUGCAAGAUUGACAGCGACUGUAAGCUCCCGCGUUGGCACAUGAAUGACUUCUUCCACUCCUUCCUGAUUGUGUUCCGCGUGCUGUGUGGAGAGUGGAUAGAGACCAUGUGGGACUGCAUGGAGGUCGCUGGCCAACCCAUGUGCCUUAUCGUUUACAUGAUGGUCAUGGUCAUUGGAAACCUCGUGGUCCUCAACCUAUUUCUGGCUUUAUUACUGAGCUCAUUUAGUUCAGACAACCUUACAGCCAAUGAAGAAGAAACUGAUGUAAACAAUCUCCAGAUUGCAGUGGCCAGAAUAAAGAAGGGAAUAAAUUAUGUGAAACAAACCUUACGUGAAUUUAUUCUAAAAGCAUUUGCCAAAAAGCCAAAGAUUUCCAAAGAGAUAAGACAAGCAGAAGAUCUAAAUAGUAAGAAGGAAAACUAUAUCUCUAACCGUACACUUGCUGAAUUGUGCAAGGAUCACAAUUUCCACAAGGAAAAAGAUAAACCUGGUGGCUUUGGAAGGAAUGUGGACAAAUACUUGAUGGAAGAAAGUGAUUACCAGUCUUUUAUUCACAAUCCCAGCCUCACAGUGACUGUGCCAAUUGCACCUGGGGAAUCUGAUUUGGAAAACAUGAACAUGGAGGAACUUAGCAGUGAUUCAGAUAGUGAAUACAGCAAAGGGAGACUGAACCCAUCAAGUUCCUCUGAGUGCAGCACAGUUGAUAACCCUCUGCCAGGAGAAGAAGAAGCCGAGGCUGAAACUAUAAAUGCAGAUGAGCCAGAGGCCUGUUUUACAGAUGGUUGUGUACGGAGAUUCCCUUGCUGCCAAGUUAACAUAAACUCAGGGAAAGGAAGAAUCUGGUGGAACAUCAGGAUAACAUGCUACAGGAUAGUUGAACACAGUUGGUUUGAAAGCUUUAUUGUUCUCAUGAUCCUGCUCAGCAGUGGUGCUCUGGCUUUUGAAGACAUAUAUAUAGAAAAUAAAAAGACCAUUAGGACUAUUCUGGAUUAUGCUGAUAAGAUAUUCACUUAUGUCUUCAUUCUGGAAAUGCUUCUGAAAUGGGUAGCUUAUGGUUAUAAAACGUAUUUCACCAAUGCCUGGUGUUGGCUGGACUUCUUAAUUGUUGAUGUCUCUUUGGUUACUUUAGUUGCAAGCCUUCUUCAGUACUCAGAAUUUGGCGCCAUUAAGUCCCUUCGGACCCUUAGAGCUUUAAGACCUCUAAGAGCUUUAUCUAGAUUUGAAGGAAUGAGGGUGGUCGUGAAUGCACUCAUAGGUGCAAUUCCCUCCAUCAUGAAUGUGCUACUUGUGUGUCUUAUAUUCUGGCUAAUAUUUAGCAUCAUGGGAGUGAAUUUGUUUGCGGGCAAGUUCUAUGAGUGUGUUAACAUGACAAAUGAGUCACGGUUUCCUACAAGUCAAGUUCAGAAUUUUUCCCAGUGUUUAGCACUGAUGAAUGUUAGUGAAAAUGUGCAAUGGAAAAACCUGAAGGUGAACUUUGAUAAUGUUGGACUCGGUUACCUGUCCUUGCUUCAAGUUGCAACAUUUAAGGGAUGGAUGACUAUUAUGUAUGCAGCUGUUGAUUCUGUUAAUGUAAACAAGCAACCCAUGUAUGAAUACAACCUCUACAUGUAUAUUUAUUUUGUCAUCUUUAUCAUCUUUGGGUCAUUCUUCACUCUGAACUUGUUCAUUGGUGUCAUCAUAGAUAAUUUCAACCAACAGAAAAAAAAGCUUGGAGGUCAAGACAUCUUUAUGACAGAAGAACAGAAGAAAUAUUAUAAUGCAAUGAAAAAGCUGGGAUCUAAGAAACCACAAAAGCCAAUACCUCGGCCAGGGAACAAAUUCCAAGGAUGUAUAUUUGACCUAGUAACAAACCAAGCUUUUGAUAUCACCAUUAUGGUUCUUAUCUGCCUCAACAUGAUAACCAUGAUGGUAGAAAAUGAGAAUCAAAGUAAAUACAUGACUACUGUCUUAUAUUGGAUAAAUGUGGGUUUUAUUAUCCUUUUCACUGGAGAAUGUGUGCUGAAACUGAUCUCUCUCAGACACUACUACUUCACCGUAGGAUGGAACAUUUUUGAUUUUGUGAUCGUGAUUAUCUCCAUUGUUGGUAUGUUUCUGACUGAGCUGAUAGAAAAAUAUUUCGUGUCCCCGACCCUGUUCCGAGUGAUCCGUCUUGCCAGGAUUGGCCGAAUCCUACGGCUGAUCAAAGGGGCCAAGGGGAUCCGCACGCUGCUCUUUGCCCUGAUGAUGUCCCUUCCUGCGUUGUUUAACAUCGGCCUCCUGCUCUUCCUGGUCAUGUUCAUCUACGCCAUCUUUGGAAUGUCCAACUUUGCCUACGUUAAAAAGGAAGCUGGAAUUGACGACAUGUUCAACUUUGAAACUUUUGGCAACAGCAUGAUCUGCCUGUUCCAGAUUACCACCUCUGCUGGCUGGGACGGGUUGCUAGCACCUAUUCUUAAUAGCGGACCUCCUGACUGUGACCCUGAAAAAGAUCACCCUGGAAGCUCAGUUAAAGGGGACUGUGGGAGCCCCUCUGUUGGGAUUUUCUAUUUUGUCAGUUACAUCAUCAUAUCCUUUCUGGUUGUGGUGAAUAUGUACAUCGCUGUCAUCCUGGAGAACUUCAGCGUUGCUACUGAGGAAAGUACUGAACCCCUGAGUGAGGACGACUUUGAGAUGUUCUACAAGGUUUGGGAGAAGUUUGAUCCCGAUGCCACCCAGUUUAUAGAAUAUAGAAAACUCUCUGAUUUUGCAGCUGCCCUGGAUCCUCCUCUUCUCUUAGCAAAACCAAACAAAGUCCAGCUCAUUGCCAUGGAUCUGCCCAUGGUCAAUGGUGACCGGAUCCAUUGUCUUGACAUCUUAUUUGCUUUUACAAAACGUGUUUUGGGUGAAGGCGGAGAGAUGGACUCUCUUCGUACACAGAUGGAAGAAAGGUUCAUGUCAGCAAAUCCUUCUAAAGCAUCCUAUGAACCUAUCACAACUACACUAAAACGAAAACAAGAGGAUGUGUCUGCUACUGUUAUUCAGCGUGCUUACAGACGUCACCGCUUAAGGCAAAAUGUCAAAAAUAUAUCAAGUAUAUACAUAAAAGAUGGAGACAGAGAUGAUGAUUUGCCCCAUAAAGAGGAUAUGGUUUUGGAUAACGUUAAUGAGAACUCAAGUCCAGAAAAAACAGAUGCAACCUCCUCAACCACCUUUCCACCUUCAUAUGAUAGUGUAACAAAACCAGACAAAGAGAAAUAUGAAAAAGACAAAACAGAAAAGGAAGACAAAGGAAAGGAUGGCAAGGAAAGCAAAAUAUAG
This is a messenger RNA of Pteronotus mesoamericanus, 5958 nucleotides long. RefSeq names its product sodium voltage-gated channel alpha subunit 9 (gene SCN9A). The record is from RefSeq and is a predicted model, not a curated record. Gene Ontology annotation, biological process: sodium ion transmembrane transport; membrane depolarization during action potential; neuronal action potential. NCBI's taxonomy places the organism in Eukaryota, Metazoa, Chordata, Mammalia, Chiroptera, Mormoopidae. The transcript is spliced from 26 exons. Bases 1 to 5958 code for a protein of 1985 amino acids. Gene Ontology annotation, cellular component: voltage-gated sodium channel complex; plasma membrane; axon. Gene Ontology annotation, molecular function: voltage-gated sodium channel activity; protein binding.